This is a messenger RNA of Acanthaster planci (crown-of-thorns starfish), 3849 nucleotides long. RefSeq lists its product as uncharacterized. Gene Ontology annotation, cellular component: cytoplasm. The record is from RefSeq and is a predicted model, not a curated record. Lineage: Eukaryota; Metazoa; Echinodermata; Asteroidea; Valvatida; Acanthasteridae. Gene Ontology annotation, biological process: neurotrophin TRK receptor signaling pathway; negative regulation of protein kinase activity; negative regulation of TOR signaling.
CCAGCUGACCUACUUGCGAAAUUUUCCUCACUCGAUGUUGAAACUUAACUGUACUUGAGAGUGAAUGAAGUCUACAAAGCCCGCGAAGAUUUCAGCUGGGAAUCCUCAACGGCGGUGAAGACGAGGGGCAUUCCUGUUCACUUCCUCGAGACCAGACAGGCUAGGGCCUUGUUGCAUUCCCAGGGUUUGUGGGUUACUAGAUCCCUACCAUGGGCAGACUGACGUGUAAAUGCCUGAACAUCAGCAUUCACACCAAGGCCGCACCUUCACCGCUAGACCGGACCACUUUGCGACUGCCGGCCGGCGAACGAGAGCGAGGCUUCUUCAAGGGUCAGGUGGCUGAGAUCCAAUUGGAUCUUGGAGGGAUAUCGGAGGAGCAGAAGUGCUUGAUCAGACGCAGCAGUGUAGGAGAGUGGGUGGUACGGACCUGCACCAACUGUGAGACGGACUGCUACGCCACCCACGCCAGUAAGGGAUUGAACAGGGUAUUGGUCAGCUUGCGACUGGUGAGUGACGCCGACAAGCAAGACGCCCUUCGCAGGUCACCCGACUUUUCGCAGCUCUUCCGCAUUGUCCUCUACGAAGUCAGCAAGACAAAAAGCCCAACGUUAGGGCACCCAAGCACCAGCAGUCAAGACGCCCUCAAGAAGACAGUGGGAGACUUGCAGGAUCAACUGACACGGUAUCUGACUAAAGAGCGGACGUCGAUGGAAGAGCGAAUCAAGGAGUUUGCAGAAGAUCAGCAGGCAGCGUAUACCGCUCUACAGAAGAAAGCAUACAGGGACAAGAAUCUUAUGGUCGGAUUGAUGGUGGACGCCGACGAGAAGAGCCUGGAAGACUCCAUCACGGAAGCCAUGCUGGAGACGACCCUGACCCCACCGCACACCCCACUCAGCCUCAGCAAUACUAAGAACAAGGUGAAUUUGAAUGCACCCCCGCUCAGCAUGAGUUAUCCCAGGUCGUUUCACGGCGGAGCGCCGGCCCCGAAGGAUAAACCGCGAGAAGCACCGGUCAAAGCAUAUGGAGGUCAACAGAGGUCAGGGGUCACACCGAGAGGUGUCACCAAGACCAGACAGAGGAGCAACGAUGCAGACACCAUGUUUGAUCUUGAUGGAUUCAACGACGACUGCGAUCCGUUUUUUGAAUCGGAUGACGAGAGCAGCACCGAUGAUAACUCCCUGAACGAGGACCACCUGGGCCAGGUCAUGGCGGGCCGGAGUCGUGGGCUUCAGGACCAGAACUGCGCCACGUCCAUGCCCAUCUCCAUGCCUGUGUGGAACAAGGAAACUCGACUCUCGUGGGAAGAGGGGGAAGACGAAGACAAGGUCCCAAUGCCCGAUCCAGAUCACAUGGUAGCCAGCAUGAAGGCUCUGUCUCUCAGUGUCCAGGACGGAACGGAGAUGUUCGGAGACCUUCCCCGGCCCAGACUGAACACGGGGGACGCCCAAUCAUUGUCCAAGAUCAAGCUAUAGCAGGAUGGGUCAAAUUAAUACCUGACCCCCCCCCUCGACGUACUGUCGUCAAUAUGUGAAAUGUUCUACACUGUACAAAGAAUACUUGCAGAAAAUUAGCCAGACGUUGCUCGUUUUCCAACUGGCACAUUGCUGACAAUAAGUGUUUGAUGUCGGACAGUAGCCCAGACUUGCUUGCAGUCUAGAGAGAACUUCAUGGCGUGGUGACCUCAACACCUUUUUUAGAGUCAGGACUCAUAAUUUGUCUCAUGGGGUAACUGUCCAUCUCGUCUUUGAUUGUUACCGUUACAUCACCCAUCUUCUAUCAAAAUCUACCGCAGGGUUUUGGAGCAUUUUUGCCAAGGGAGAGAAAGGCAGAUUGGGGCUGAGCUUAACAGGUUGACUCAGAAAAAUUCUCUGACUUCUGUUUAUGUGUGGAAGAUAAGUCACAGUUCACAAAGGCCGGUGUGGCCCUUUUGAUGGGCAGGGAAUAUCAUAAAUGCUCAGUUUUUAUUGGCCAUUUCAACAGUUUUGGCCUUCACUUCUCAGGCCACUUCAUUUUUUUCCAAAGGCCGGUACUCCCCUGUGCCCCAGAAUGCUGUGAAGUAGACCAUGCCAUUGCCAGUAUUGGUGUCGUUCACGAACCGAAUGGCUUUCACAGCCAGGUUCGAUCACGCGCAGAUACUACAGAGCCUUUGUGGCCGCCAGCAUUCGGAGGCCAUUUUGGUUUACUUGCCACUUUUUGUCUGACUAAACCCUGCUGCUCUUUGUUCUGUUCAUUCGUAAAGAACUCUCCAUUUGGGCUGCACUUCCCUGAGGAAGUAGUCGCAAAAGCAGGUCUCCAUUUAUGGUCACAGAUAUACAGGCCAGUUAUAAUCGCACCAGCCUUCAAAUUGUAUCGGCAACGUUCAUGUGUAUUUGAAAUGACCUUGGCUGCCACUGUCUUUUCAUUGAUAUUCCGUGUGAAAGAUAGUGCUCUUAUACAAACGUAACGUUCUGGUCAUCCGAUGACUUCUUAAUUUUCAUGCCGUUGACGUUUUGAGUAACGUGCAGGCCACCGAGCCACAUUGGCCUCUGUUUUAAGGCCUUUUGUGGCCAGUGAGCUACCAUACCCCAAGCUGCACAGAUACGAUCCUUAAACAAGUGGCAUUAUUACAUGUUGCUUCAAUUUUUUGUUGUGCUAAAAAUGUCGGCAAGUUCGCAAGUAUUCUGUUUUGUUUAACUUGUGAUGAGAAAGUUAUUGUUUAUAGACUCCCAAAUUCAAAUUAAUAAAAAUUUAAUCUUAAUGAUAUACUGUUACUAACGUGUAUAGUAUUGCCUUCCCAACCCAACUUUGCUACAAAUUUUAUUCAGGCUUCAGUUUACUUUGUUUCAUUCUUUAAGGGAAAAAUGAUUCACUACUGUGUGAUUUCUUAAUGACAUGGGUAUUUAUUGUUACAGACUUACCCGAGGAGACGCCUUAACUGCGGUUCAGUUAACGCGUUCAUUAGCUUGUUGCUCGCGUGCAUUUGGCAAAUUACGACACCCUAUUGGUCCAAGAGGCAUGUAACGCGUGCGCACCACCUGUCCACGAGCGUUGUGACACCGCAGUAAUGGCUUCUAAUUCUGGGGCUUGUUUUGGCGACCCGUAAGCAGAAACGUGUUUAGAACGUUGGAGCAGUUGGUUAGGGACCAACUCCAUCUGACAGAGCCAAGCACAAGGAAGCAGGUGGCACUGUUUAGAAUAUCAUUUCACUCCAUCUUCAGCAUGUUUGUCACCAGUGCUGCUCUCUCCUUUCCUUUAUACGUUCCAGAAGAAAGCAUUUCUUUGAUUUGCUGCAUGUAACAACCAAUUUUGAAAUGUAGAACUUUACUCAUUUGGAGAGCGACACAAAUUGUCUGUUUAGUUGAACCGGCGCUGAACCAACUCCAACCUUCAGUUCUUGUUCGGUCGGAACAAUGACGUCACAGAGGCAUAACCGAGUCGCGAUAGCACUUUAACCAGUGACCAAAGCUGAAACAAGUUCAUGGUCCGAGUCGUCAAAACGCCCCUGGUUGUCGAGUUACACGUUACUGUAAGACUGUGCGCAGGCCAAAUAGCAGUUCAAUGGAGUGACGGUUAAUGUUACAAAUUUUGUUUUUGAUUUUGAAAAGCAGUAUCAUUUUUGGCAAUUUUUCUGGACAAAUUCGCAUUCAUUUUCUCUCGUAUUAAAAAAAUGGAUUGUUUUGGAAGGUGUAUUUAUUUUUUUAGAAAAUUAUGAUGCCGUAAAGUGGGUUGAUUUAAACAAGCUUCAAGAGUUACCAGUUUUUGAAAACUUGGAAGUGGCAAAAGUUUGAAAUGUCUGAAGAUUGGUUAAUGUUGCAUCAUUCGUAUUAUGUAAUCGCUGCAUUCAGACAAGAAACACAAUAUGGAAUAUCA